CACCAAGAACUAAUACAUAGCCCCAUCAUUUGUGUGGUUACCUUGUGUUUCUUCACAAUCCUUCCCACACCAGCAGCGAGCGGACUGUAUCAUAAACCCCUCCCCCAACAGCGCGCGCCUAUAAGAAAAGAAAUUAAUGGCUGCUCUUGCCUCGCCCCUCCGCUCCUAUUUUACCCCUCUUCUCCGCCCCGCUCUCUCCCAUCGCUCUCCCUCAUCAACCUCCUUUCUCUACAGGUCUCCUACCACAAAACCAUCUUCUUUCAUCAACACUCAUAACAGCGCUCGCUUCUUUCGUCCUCCUGCACCAAAGAGAAAAAUGGCUUGGUUCGAGAUUUCCUACACUCCCCCUACUGGCCCAGUUGAGCAAUGGGGUCGUAUUGAGUUCACACUCUACGAUGACGUCGUCCCAAGAACCGCGGAGAACUUCAAAACUCUCUGCACCUACCCGGAGGGAUCUGGCUACAAGGGUUCCAAGUUCCAUAGGGUCAUUAGUAGAUUUAUGGCUCAGGGUGGUGACUUCACCCGUGGCAACGGAACUGGCGGGAAGUCUAUCUGGGGUGACAAGUUCAAUGAUGAGAACUUCCUCAAGAAACAUAACAAACCGUAUCUUCUCUCUAUGGCAAACGCCGGACGGAACACCAAUGGAUCACAGUUCUUCAUCACUUUCGUUGAAACCCCCCACCUUGACGAUAAACACGUCGUCUUCGGCGAGGUGUCUAACGACGUUGGCCGGGCUAUCGUGCAGAGGAUGGAGGAAAAGUCUCUGGAUGGUAGCGGCCGCACUUCUGGCACCAUUACCAUCUCUGAUUGUGGUGCUUAUUAAGCAGACCGCGUUCUGCAUUCACCACAUAUAUCCCCCCCCUUUGUUUGCGAAUCGUUAGGGAAAUUAGUGGAUGAAGUAGAAUUUCUAGGUGUUUGGUUUGGUUUUCCACUCUAGUUAUUCUAAAAAAAAAACUAUCAUUGUCUUGUUUGA
Tuber melanosporum (Perigord truffle) is the source of this 973-nucleotide messenger RNA. RefSeq lists its product as uncharacterized. Lineage: Eukaryota; Fungi; Ascomycota; Pezizomycetes; Pezizales; Tuberaceae. The coding region runs from base 317 to 823 and encodes 168 amino acids. The record is from RefSeq and is a predicted model, not a curated record. Gene Ontology annotation, biological process: protein folding; protein peptidyl-prolyl isomerization. Gene Ontology annotation, molecular function: peptidyl-prolyl cis-trans isomerase activity. The transcript is spliced from 5 exons.